CUCCUGCGUGCCUCUGUCACAUCCUGCCAGGACCGGAAGUGUCUGGGAUUCUGCUCAAUCUCCAAAACAGUCGCUUGUAAAAAGGAGACAGAGCGAGAACCGUCUGCAUCUCUAUACACACACACACACACUCCAUCAUCAUCAUCAUCAUCAUCAUCAUCGCCCUCAGCCGGCUUCCAUUCAUGCAGAGACCAUCGGCACGGGACAUGCUCCACCAGGUCUGCGCCGUCGACCGCUUGGACACAGGAGAGGAUUAAGUUACUGCUGCUGGCGGAGGAUUAUUUUUAUUGGCCUGCUCUUGUCACGCCCGAGUCUUUUGGAGAUCCAUUUCCGAGUAAAGAGAGGCUGCCGAAAAAACGCCAGUUAUGUCUUUCCGGCGAGGUGUGGUCAGGCAGAGCAAGUUCCGCCAUGUCUUUGCUCAGGCGUGGAAGGCCGAGCACGGCAUCGACGACGUCAGAGUGUCCCGCGUGACGUGGGACACCUCCCUCUGCGCGGUCAACCCCAAAUUCAUCGCCGUUAUCAUCGAGGCGGGCGGAGGAGGAGCCUUCCUCGUUGUUCCCAUCAGCAAGAGCGGCAGAGUCGACCAGUCCUGCCCGACAGUGUGCGGCCACGCAGCACCGGUGCUGGACAUCCAGUGGUCGCCUCAUGACGACAACAUCAUUGCGAGUGCCUCAGAGGACUGCACAGUGAAGGUGUGGCAGAUCCCAGACGGGGGCUUGACAAGUCCAAUGACUGAGGCCAUUGUGACCCUGGAGGGCCACAGUAAAAGAGUGGGCAUCCUGGCUUGGCACCCAACCGCUUUCAACAUCCUCCUCACUGCAGGCUGUGAUAACGUGAUGUGUGUGUGGAACGUGGGGACGGGGGAGCUCGUGUACCAGCUGAGCGAUGCCCAUCCAGACCUGAUCUACAGUGUCGGCUGGAAUAAGGACGGCAGCGCUGUGUGCACCGUCUGCAAAGACAAGGCCCUGCGCAUCAUUGACCCUCGGAGAAACACCGUCCUCAAGGUCAGAGAGAAGGUCCAUGACGGUACCAGGCCUAUGAGAGCUGUGUUCCUCUCUGACGGGAAGAUCCUGACCACAGGCUUCAGUCGUAUGAGUGAGAGACAGCUGGCACUGUGGGAUACGAAAGAUCUCUCCGAGCCAAUGGCUGUGCAAGAAAUGGAUACGAGUAAUGGAGUUCUUCUACCCUUUUACGACCCUGACACCAACAUGGUCUACCUGUGUGGAAAGGGGGACUGCACCAUCCGGUAUUUUGAGGUGACGGAUGAAUCCCCGUAUGUUCACUUCCUCAGCCUGUACAGCAGCAAGGAGCCGCAGCGAGGGGCGGGCUUUCUCAGUAAAAGAGGCGUGGACGUCAACAAGUGUGAAAUCGCACGGUUCUACAAACUGCAUGAAAGAAAAGUGGAACCCAUCUCUAUGACUGUACCACGCAAGUCAGAUCUAUUUCAGGGAGACCUUUACCCGGACACAGCCAGCUCGGAGCCGGCUCUCCUGGCCGACGAAUGGAUCGCCGGGCAGGACGCGCCGCCGCUGUUGGUCUCCCUGAGCGGUGGCUACUCGGCUCCGCCAUCCAAGCACCGAGACACCCUCAGGAGCAAGCCCAAGCUUGCCUCACAGGACUCUGGUGCCCCGCCGUCGUCAGGCAACGUAGCAGCUCCCACAGCAGCGCCCACCAAGGAGCCGGAAGAAGAGGCGCCACAGCCACGAGUAGCCGUGAGAGAGACGGAUGGAAAUGCAGAGAGGCCGAAGAGAGAGGAUGACGUGCUGAACGAGUUGUUGGCAGAAAUGAAGGCUUUGCGCGCCGUCGUGCUCGCUCAGAGCCAGAGGAUCGAGCUGCUGGAGCGGCAGCUGGCUCGGAUUGAGGAUGGGGACGUAUGAGGACGCAGGAGAUUCACUACAUUCCGAGGGCAUUCCCUCUUAAUCCAUAGACCAUAGCCUUACUAGAAUCAACUGUACCUUAAGCUGUGUAAGUGGGAGAAUGUAGUGUACGGUAGCAACUAACUGUGAAUCACAGUUGCUUACGACUCAAGUCAACUAUUGCAGUGAAAACAGCCCUGCAGUUUGUUUCGGUGAGUUUUCCAGAUUGUGGUUGGAGAACAAGGCGUCAUCUGCGUAGCGUGAAGUUUAACAGUGAGAUAAUGUUUGGUUUUAUGAGGGAGUGUGGUAGCAGCGAUUUGGUGGUGCAUAUAUUGGAGCUUUGCAGAAUUCCAUGUCAUAAUUUUGAAGGUUUUUUCGAAGCAGUUACACCGGCACCAUUGCCCCAAAUUAAUGCACACGCUAGCAACAAGCGUUAUAUUCAAGCUAAUGAAGGUUCAUAUUCUAUAGCAAAGCAAUUAAGUACCUCUAAUAUGAUUUUCUUCCUUUCUGACGCACUCACAAAUGUAACCAUUAGGGCUAUUUAAUCAGGUAGUUAAAGCUGCUAAACAGUGAUGUCAUAUCAGACCCUCAAUCGUUACCCAUCUUGUGACUUGUGCUUUUGUUUAACUUGUAGGACGCUGUGUGUGUGAGGUUGACGGUAGGAAAAUCUUCUGGUGAACAAAUCUUGACCUGGACGGAGAGAUGUGUUGGAACGGUAGCCGAUGAGAGCGUAGCUAAAUAUUUAUGUGUCGUGUAAUUCCGUGUCGUCGAUGAAAAGGUACCGCUUGUGAAUUCGUACCUCGUGUUGUUCACGUCAUGAGGUGAGAUAUUUGUCCACAUGAAGAUAAAAAAAAAAUAUUACGCAGAAAAACACUCGCCCCUUAAGCUUCCUUGACACUUGUGAGUCGUGAAGUCUCCUGAGCAUUUUUUUUCAAAUACAAACCUUAACACGAGUUACAGUGCGGCCUCGCUGGUAACACACUAAAUAUAUAUUCGAAUCAUCAGUUUUACAGCCACAAGAAAGAGGGAGUUACACCGAAAUGUGACACAUUUUCUACAUUUUGCAUUUGUAAUGGUGUUGAAACUGAUUAUUUUUGUUUUUGUUUUUUUGUUUUACUUUUUGCCGGUACAUUUAAAGGCACUUAUAGCAUAGUAUACUCAUAAUGCAACAAUGGUACUUUUCACAUCACGCUUUUCCUUUCAUUCCUUUACUUGUGAUUUAUAUAUCUCAAUGCACUGACCUCCUAACACUAAUUGUGAAAGCGGUAGCAUUUAAAAUGAGACUACAUUGUGAAAGCUCAAUAAAUAUUCAUUCCUCCUUUGUA
Messenger RNA from Hippoglossus stenolepis (Pacific halibut), 3181 nucleotides. It is a transcript of the gene coro1b, whose product is annotated as coronin, actin binding protein, 1B. Lineage: Eukaryota; Metazoa; Chordata; Actinopteri; Pleuronectiformes; Pleuronectidae. The coding region runs from base 366 to 1877 and encodes 503 amino acids. Gene Ontology annotation, molecular function: actin filament binding. The transcript has 12 exons. The record is from RefSeq and is a predicted model, not a curated record. Gene Ontology annotation, biological process: actin filament organization; cell migration.